CGCGUCGACACCCAAGAGCUGCGCCAAAAUUUCUCUAGAGUUUCAGUGCAAGCGUCUGCUUCGGUUUCGCGACAAUUCCUGCGCGUAGAGGUGCCGAAAAUGCGCUUCCAGCUGCUGCAGUGGUGGUUUUGGAGCGCUACCACCCGCGUUGCUCACGCCUUCGCGCCGUCGAUGCGGCGACGAUUGUGUAAGUUGCGUGCGGCGCGCACGGCGGCCGAGGAACAGGAACUUUUGCUCACGGAACCAGCGGUCAACGCGUUCAUCGUGGCCGAGGUCGAAGCGUUCGUGCGCGAGCGGUCGUACGCGUCCGAGGACCAAGAAGCCGUGACUUCUGAUGAUGUGGCUCAGAUUACGGCAGCCACUCGCGCCGCGUACCGGGCCGCCGAUGCGGCGGACGUGAUGGGGAGCCUAUCGACGGGGCUGGCGUUCCUCAGGCCGCGCUUCGAAGGCGCGGAUCUCUUGGGCCCGCUGGCACGUGCCCGCCUGUCGCCCUAUCAGCUUGCCCAUCACAUCACGGACAUGUACCAUCACCGAUGUUUUCGCGGGGCCCCAACCAAAACGUUGGCGGCGACGGGCGCGGGAGAGGUCGCCGCGCGCGAGGCCGUCGGUUUGCCGCCCGCGGCCGCGGCGGAAGAAGACGACGACGACUGCAUCGUCUGGACGCCCGACGGCAUCACGCCGCGCGAGUGCCUCCAGCGACGGUCCGACGCGGACGCGUGGCGCCAGCGGCGCUUCGAGCGCGUGCAGAUGGAGGGCACGCGCGACCCGCGACGGGGGAGUUCCGGGACUUCUAGGAGUUCUAGGUAG
This is a messenger RNA of Pelagomonas calceolata, 807 nucleotides long. NCBI's taxonomy places the organism in Eukaryota, Pelagophyceae, Pelagomonadales, Pelagomonadaceae. The record is from the annotation of a GenBank genome assembly.